Molecule: messenger RNA, 789 nt
Organism: Dermacentor andersoni
Lineage: Eukaryota; Metazoa; Arthropoda; Arachnida; Ixodida; Ixodidae
Source: RefSeq, a predicted model, not a curated record
CGUAGCGCCUACUUCCGGCCGUAGGCACUGAGGUUUUCCGGUCCGGGCGCACGGAAUGACACAAAACGCUAACGAAAUCUACAUAGCUUAGCGACCAUAUUCGACACUCUGUUAUCUUUUUGCUCCGGGUUUAAAAUGGGAGCAGACGUAGCUGCCGUUUCUAUUGUAAGUGUUUUCUGGGUCGUCGUCGGUGCUAUCGUGCCAUGGUUCAUACGGAAGGGCUCAAAUCGCAGCCUUAUUCAGGCCAUGAUCGUCACCACAUCGAUAUGUUGCUACCUCUUUUGGCUGUGCACAUACAUGUCCCAAAUGUACCCCUUGGUUGGUCCGUCGCUAAGCAACAGUACUGUGAUCCUCAUGGGAGAAUACUGGGGAGCUGGUAACAAGACUGCAGCAUGACGGCGAACAAGAGUACCGGGUGAAACAAGAUCAAAAUGCAAGGCCAAGUUAUGCAAGUGCUUUGCGCGAUUGUCAAGACCACUAGUGAAUAUGUGGUCUGGGUAUUGACUAUGUCAAUCAUUGUGCUGAGCAGCAGCUCACAUUUUUUCAUCAAUUUGUAGUUUAGAUAGUUCCUAAUGUUUACUGCGAUUACUGUGACCACUUUAGAAUAGUUGCCAACGUCCUUGAAGCCAUCAAGUGCCUUGUUUACCAUAAAUUGUGCAUCUUAUUUGGAGACUUAUUUACCUUGUAUCUUGCAUAUUUGGAGACAUUCCAGAACAUUGUAUUGAUGUGUAUGGAACGUUGCGCUAUAUUUCAUGGAAAACUGCCAAAUAAACAUGCACACUGUUCAAA